AUGGCGGCGCAGCAAGUGACGGAUCCAGUUAGUCGAUCGCUAAAAGGGGUACUGUUGGAGAGCUUACAGGCGAUUCUUUCACCGGAUCAAAGAAUCAGAAUAGAAGGGGAGGAUCAGAUAAAACUGUUGGAAGUAACUGAAGAGUUUGGUGUAUAUCUUGCUGAGUUUACAUUGGAUCCACAGGGUGCCCUCGCCAUCAGACAGCUGGCAUCGGUUAUAUUAAAGCAGUAUGUGGAAGCUCACUGGUCACAACAUUCUGAUAAGUUCAGACCUCCAGAGACCUCUGACACGGCCAAGAUGGCCAUCAGAAGCAUGCUCCCAGCAGGCCUUAGAGAGACGAUCAGUAAAGUUCGCACCAGUGUGGCCUAUGCUAUAUCAGCUAUAGCGCAUUGGGAUUGGCCUGAUGCUUGGCCGCAGCUAUUCGGUGAAUUGAUGGGUGCAUUGACCAGUGGUGACAGCAAUGCAGUCCAUGGUGCUAUGCGUGUACUCACAGAAUUUUCCCGUGAAGUGACCGAUAUGCAGAUGCCCCAAGUAGCACCAAAGAUUUUACCAGAAAUGUAUAAUAUAUUCAUAAAUGAUGAAGUAUUUAGUAUUCGUACCAGAUCCCGCGCUGUGGAAAUAUUCAAUACAUGUGCUGGGCUCAUAUUUAGUAUGAAUGAGCUCCACAAGGGCGUAGCCAAGCAGUUAUUGUUUCCAGUGUUGUCACAGUUUGUGGUUGCCUUUGGUCAGGCGUUGUCAUUUCCAGAUGGUGACAAAUCAGAUAGUGGCUUGAAAAUGGAAGUAAUUAAGGCAGUUACCACCCUAGUUAAAAGUUUCUCUAAACAGAUGUCUCAGUGGUUACCCGAACUACUGCCACAGAUAUGGAAAGCACUGACAGAAAGCGCUGACGUCUACGUGAGAACUGUUGUUAAUGAUACAGAAGAUGCCGAUGAUCCUGUUGAUUCGGAUGGUGAAGUGCUUGGUUUUGAAAAUUUAGUUUUUAGCAUAUUUGACUUUGUGCAUGGUUUAGUGGAAACUCCACGAUUCCGAAGUACAAUUAUAAAAAGUUUGGAUGAUAUUGUAUACUACAUUAUACUGUAUAUGCAGAUUACAGAAGAACAGGUAAAAUCAUGGACUUCAAAUCCAGAUCAGUUUGUGGAAGAUGAAGAUGAAGACACAUUUUCUUACUCCGUGAGGAUAUCUGCCCAGGAUUUACUAUUGUCUGUGGCAAGCGAGUUCCAAGCGGAAUGUGCCGUAGGUAUUGCUAAUGCAGUUACAAGACAUUUACAGGAAGCAGAAGUCGCUAAGAAUGCUGGGAAUGCAAACUGGUGGAAAGUACAUGAAUCAUGUUUGUUAACAAUGGGUUCCGUCAAAGCUUUAAUUAUUGACACAGUAUCUAGUGGUAAUUUAAAUUUUCCAUUGAAUGACUUUUUAACGUCAGUAAUACUUACUGAUCUCAAUGUUGCAGUAUCUCCAUUUUUACUGGGUAGAGCUUUGUGGGCGGCCAGCAGAUUUACAUUAGCAAUGACACCAGAAUUAGUUCAACAAUUUUUAGAAGCCACUGUCCGUGGACUACAGAAAAACCAGCCACCAUCAGUUCGAGUGUCAUCUGUCAGAGCCGUUUAUGGUUUCUGUGAUCACUUGAAGACAUCUAGUAACACGCAAAUAUUAGUACCGUACUUGACUCAUAUCCUAGAUGGGUUAAUUGUGUUGGCGACAGAAUUUGCAGCGGAGGUCUUAGCACUAGUUAUGGAAACACUAUGUAUAGUUAUUACAAUUGACAAAGCAUUUACAGCAUCUGUUGAAAACAAGGUCACGCCACUGACAACAGCAUUAUUUUUGAAGUACAGUCAAGAUCCACUCAUCACCUCACUGGCUCAAGAUAUAUUUAAAGAACUAUCACAAAAUGAAGCCUGCCAACAACCGUUACAAGUCCGUUUACUUCCGACGCUGGACAGCAUACUUAAUGCACCUGUAGAUAAAGUACCUUUAGGCUUGGCAUCGGUUGCAAUGGACGUGUUAUGUACAAUAGUUCGGAACAGCACUGUCCCUUUAUCCGAUGCGCUCAUCACACAAUCAUUCCCGACAGCAGCACAGUGUACUCUGAGAACAGAUGACAAUGCUGUUAUGCAGAGUGGCGGAGAAUGCAUGAGGGCAUAUGUGUCUGUAGCAUUAGAACAGCUUAUACAGUGGCACGAUGAAACCGGACAUAGUGGUUUAUAUUACGUGGUUCAAGUUGUAUCUAGGCUGUUGAAUCCCAGGACAUCUGAGUUCACAGCAGCAUUUGUUGGAAGACUGGUGUCUACUUUAAUCUCCAAAGCAGGCACUGCUCUGGGUAGUGACCUGGAUCUUAUGUUAAGAGCCGUCCUCAGUAAAAUGCAGCAGGCAGAGUCGCUUAGUGUAGUGCAGUCUCUUGUUAUGGUAUUUGCACAUCUAAUACACAACCAACUUGAUGCAGUGCUAGAGUUUCUUUACAAUGUGCCUGGUCCGACUGGCAAACCAGCUUUAGAAUUCGUCAUGACUGAAUGGGUGGCAAGACAACACUUAUUUUAUGGUGCCUACGAUAGUAAAGUUAGCACAACCGCAUUAGCUAAACUGCUGGAGCAUAUAAUAGCAGUGGAUGACAAAAGAUUUGUUGAUAUCACAGUGAAGGGAGAUCAAAUUUUCAACCUCAAUGAAGGAAUAAGGACAAGAUCAAAAACUGCCCAAGCUCCAGAUCAGUGGACUACAAUACAAAUACAUGUAAAGAUGUUUAAACUAUUGGUGAAUGAGUUGUCCAAUGCCGUAGAAACUAAUAUGUCAAGACAGGCGUCAGCAGGUGGUGAAGACUUGGAUGAAGAUGAAGGAUGGGAUGACUGUGAAGAAGACGAUGGAGAUGAUGAGACUGAAGGCCAAACGUUAGAAAGUAUGUUGGGAAUGUUUGCUCCAGCCACAGAUUUUCCAGGUUAUGAUUUUGAAUGUGACGAUGAUGAGGAAGAUGACCCUGAUGCUCUCAACGACCCGAUUUAUCGAAUGGAUAUGCAGGCUUAUUUAACGGAGUAUUUUCAGCGGCUUUCACAGCAGGACUGCUAUAGAGUUGUCUUCAUACCUAAUUUAAAUGACAAUGAGAAACAUGCGCUGAUUGCGGCUGGUAUCCCAACAUGAUGAGUCCUUUGAUGGGAGAACUGAUGUUUCCAUGACGGCCAAGUUGCACAAUUGGUGACAGAACAAUCGAGAACAGAACACCAAGUCAUAUUCAUCUCCGUGGAAUGGUUUCAUGUCUAUUUAUUUAAUAGUUUACCAGUUUUGCCCAAUUUAAAGUAAAACGCUGGUUACUUGAAAUGUGCAGUCAAGUUUACCCGUGGAAUACAUUCCUUGGACGAGGUGCUAUUCGCUUGCAUAAUUGUAAAUGAUUAGGAUAAAGGAUUUUGUAUAUAUUUUGUAAAAUUAUCUCAUGUUAUUGUCAUGUACCUUUCUAUAUGCGAUGAGAUGCUGAUUAAUUUAAAUGAAGCUGCACGAGAGAUAGUGAUCAUACCCUGUAACCUAUAAAUUCCAUGCUUGUCAAGAGAUCUAGCAAAGUUCCAGGAAUUGGGUCUUGGUUGAAAAAGUCUAUUAGUGAAAACAAUUGUAGCACAAACGUGAUUGAUUUUUGUCAUCAACUCCAUCUUGAUGUAAAGGUUACUUGACUGCUUCACAGAACACUGAUGUUGUAGUAUUUAAACUUGAAGGCUCGUUUGCCAGGGGACUUAAACCAUGGCGAAAAGCAAAUUUGUGAUCACUUGCUGUCAGGUUUCAUUUACAUGACAGUGAAUAAGUAGUUUGUUUUUAUAAUUAGUGCAGGGUAGCAUUAUUCUGAGAAACGAUACACGUCACAUUCUGAGCUGCAUUAUUCUGAAAACCUGUGCCAUGCAGUGUUUAUUACAUUGCUGAACAGUUCGGGGAAUCAAUGCAACAUCGCAUUGCUUCUAAGAAUCUGUGUAGUGUAGCAUUACUGCAUUAUUUUAGUCAUUAGUGAAGACCCAUUAAGGAAAGAGAGAUGUACGAAGAGAUUGAAUAAACAUGUGUGCUAAGAAAUUGUAUUCUGUUGCAA
Molecule: messenger RNA, 4048 nt
Organism: Saccoglossus kowalevskii
Lineage: Eukaryota; Metazoa; Hemichordata; Enteropneusta; Harrimaniidae
Product: importin-9
Biological process (GO): protein import into nucleus
Cellular component (GO): cytosol; nuclear envelope
Molecular function (GO): small GTPase binding
Source: RefSeq, a predicted model, not a curated record